This is a messenger RNA of Paramuricea clavata, 965 nucleotides long. Lineage: Eukaryota; Metazoa; Cnidaria; Anthozoa; Malacalcyonacea; Plexauridae. The record is from the annotation of a GenBank genome assembly.
UGCUUAAGGAGUACACCUUUGCACUAAAAUACUACACGAACGAGACGCAAUCACCCGACUUGAUCGAAAUGGUAAUUUCAUGCUUGCACCUAGCUGGAAAUGAAUUAGUGGAAAUGGAUAGAGGAAAUGAAUCACAGUUAUACUUCCUCGCAUUUCUUAGAGUGUUUCAAACUAAAGAGGGAUUUCUGGACAAGCCCUUUCAUGCCCAAUGCGCAACCCUUGCAGGAUAUUCUUUUGCAAAUCAACAUUACAUUUUCCGUUCGUUGGGAAAGAUAAUGGCAUUCGAAAGAGGGAAUCUUGAUGGUGCAAUUCAGUGUUAUGAACGAUGCCUUGAACUGGAUGAAGAUUUGACCCUUGACCAAAGCCUUGUGGCAACUCUGGCAGGGCUUUAUCAAUCAAAAGCGUUAGCAGUUGACAUAAAAAACCAAGAUUUCUGCGAACGGCAGAUGAACCUUGCUCUUAAUUUGUUCCAGAAACUGCUUCAAAAGACUGCCGAAUUGAUACCAUUUGUAGAAUGCUCGUUUGGGUCACUUUUGUUGAAAUUGGAACGUUAUCAUGAAGCUGUUGAACAUUUUGAAAAUGUUAUUCAAAGAGCCGAUAACUCAGCUAUGCUGGGCUGUACGGACGUAGCCAAGCCGUUGUUAGACGUUUACCUUCGUCGUGAAAUUGAAGCUAGUGGCAGUAUUACCAUCCCAUUGACAGUUCACGCUUUCUACGAGUUAAUUUUAACGUAUAUGAAAUUGAAUGAAGUGGGAAAAUCCCAAGAAGUUGCGCUUCGAUUGGAGAAUUAUGUUAAACGUAACUUUCAAUGUACUCCAAAGACUUCUCUGGCUCUGUCUAUUGUAGGAUAUGCCAACAAACUAGUUGGAAACAAAGAAAAAGCCGCGGAGAUAUUUGUUUCUUUAUUGGAAAUCAACCCGGGACAUUUACCGGUCACAGAAGUAUUGGAAAGCCUCCAUUUGUGA